Meriones unguiculatus (Mongolian gerbil) is the source of this 1488-nucleotide messenger RNA. It is a transcript of the gene Ndufs7, whose product is annotated as NADH:ubiquinone oxidoreductase core subunit S7. The transcript is spliced from 7 exons. Gene Ontology annotation, molecular function: 4 iron, 4 sulfur cluster binding; NADH dehydrogenase (ubiquinone) activity; quinone binding. Gene Ontology annotation, biological process: electron transport coupled proton transport; aerobic respiration; mitochondrial respiratory chain complex I assembly. The coding region runs from base 124 to 825 and encodes 233 amino acids. The record is from RefSeq and is a predicted model, not a curated record. NCBI's taxonomy places the organism in Eukaryota, Metazoa, Chordata, Mammalia, Rodentia, Muridae.
UACGUGCGUCGGAACGACUCUGCCUGUGGUUCCGUUUUCCGCUGGUGCCUAUUUGAGCGUUGGACCAGAACCGGAACGCUUUGGAGGACGGACCGCAGAGGUUGUCUGAAGGCCGAGGCCAAGAUGGCGGCGCUGUCGGCUCCUGGCCUGCUCUCUGUGCGGACCCUGGGCCUACGCUCCAACAUUGGCACAGUGGCCCAGCUGCGCAGAGUCCAUCAGAGUGUGGCCACUGAGGGCCCAAGCAGCACACAGUCAGCCUUGUCCAAGGCUGGAGCUGGAGCUGUGGUCGCCAAGCCUUCCCACCUUCCCAGAAGCCGGGCUGAGUAUGUGGUGACCAAGCUGGACGACCUCAUCAACUGGGCGCGCCGGAGCUCCAUGUGGCCUAUGACCUUCGGCCUGGCAUGCUGUGCGGUGGAGAUGAUGCACAUGGCUGCGCCACGCUACGACAUGGACCGCUUUGGCGUGGUGUUCCGUGCCAGCCCACGCCAGGCUGAUGUUAUGAUUGUGGCUGGCACCCUUACCAACAAGAUGGCCCCUGCACUCCGCAAGGUCUACGACCAGAUGCCCGAACCCCGCUACGUAGUGUCCAUGGGGAGCUGUGCCAACGGCGGCGGCUACUACCACUACUCCUACUCAGUCGUCCGUGGCUGCGACCGCAUCGUGCCAGUGGAUAUCUAUGUGCCAGGUGAGGCCGCCCUGCCUGCCACACCAGCCUGCUCUCCAGGCUGCACAGCCAGUCCGGGUAGGGGACCUUCCUGCCCCCCGUGCCCUGCGGGGCAGACAGACAGAUGUGCCACGCGUUGCCCUUUAUGCAGACCUCUCUAGGAGCGGUGGGUGUGCUGGCUCCCGGCCCUGGAGGGCCUCGACUUUGCGAGAGCAGGCCUCUCAGCAGUCUCAGUCCGUGUGCUCCCUGGCCACUGCCCCCAGCAGGGCUCUCUUGUCAGCAGACUGCUAGGCAGCAGGGACAGUUGAACAGGAGGACAGGGCUUGGGGUGCAGUCCUUUGGCGCAAGCCUCUCUGCAUAUCUCUCUGACCAAGUAGUCUAGUUUCUGUGAGUACCUUGCUAAGGAUCAAGCUGGUCACCAGAGUCACAAUCUGGGCUCUGCUCUCUGGAGCCACAGACAGCUCAGGGAGAGAGUCAGGAGGCCCGGCACAGCAAGGAACCUUGUCCCUUCCACACCAACCCCAGGGUCUCCCGAGAACCCUCCUUGAGGCUGGUAGAGGCAUCUGUGUGUCCCCAGGCUGCCCGCCCACGGCAGAGGCACUCCCUCCCAGGGUCCCCUGAGAACCCUCUGGGUGGGCUGGUAGAGGCAUCUGUGUGUCCCCAGGCUGCCCGCCCACGGCAGAGGCGCUCCUCUAUGGCAUCUUGCAGCUGCAGCGGAAGAUCAAGCGGGAACAGAGGCUGAAGAUCUGGUACCGCAGGUAGAGCCGCCAGGCUGAACACGAGAACCCCGGAAUCCCAGUGUGAAUAAACCCACCCUGACCCAA